Molecule: messenger RNA, 8936 nt
Organism: Meleagris gallopavo (turkey)
Lineage: Eukaryota; Metazoa; Chordata; Aves; Galliformes; Phasianidae
Source: RefSeq, a predicted model, not a curated record
GUUUUGUGGUUUUCUUUUACAGAUGCACAUAGAUUCUCAUGAUGCUCUGGGAGUACUGAAUACUCUGUUUGAAAUUUUGGCUCCUUCUUCUCUUCGCCCUGUUGACAUGCUUUUAAGAAGUAUGUUUGUUACUCCUAAAACAAUGGCGUCAGUGAGCACUGUCCAGCUAUGGAUUUCUGGAAUUUUAGCUAUCCUUAGAGUUCUCAUCUCACAGUCCACAGAAGACAUAGUUCUAUCUCGUGUUCAGGAGCUUUCUUUCUCACCAUAUUUGAUUUCACGUCAAGCAAUUAACAGACUGAGACGUGGUGAAAAUAACAUAUCUGCACAAGAGGAUCACACUGAGGUUAAACAGACUAAAUAUCUGCCUGAAGAGACAUUUUCUAGGUUCUUGUUACAGCUGGUUGGUAUUCUACUCGAAGAUAUUGUUACCAAACAAGUGAAAGUGGACAUGAAUGAGCAGCAGCACACUUUCUAUUGCCAGGAGCUGGGCACUUUGCUUAUGUGCUUAAUACAUAUCUUCAAAUCAGGGAUGUUUAGAAGAAUCACAGCUGCAGCCACCAGGCUUUUUACAGGAGAUGGAUCUGAUGGUAGUUUCUAUACCCUUGAAAGUCUGAGUGAACUUGUUCAGUCCAUGGUUCCCACACAUCCUUCCUUAGUUCUCCUCUGGUGUCAGAUCCUGCUGCUUGUUAAUUACACAAACUACAACUGGUGGUCAGAAGUGCAUCAAACUCCAAAGAGACAUAGUCUUUCUACUACUAAAUUACUUAGCCCUCAGAUAUCUGGAGACAGUGAUGAAUCAGAUUCAGAAUCUAAACGUGGCAUGUGCAAUCGAGAGAUAGUGAGAAGAGGAGCACUCAUUCUUUUUUGUGACUAUGUGUGUCAAAACCUACAUGAUUCAGAACACUUGACUUGGCUUAUUGUGAAUCAUGUUCAAGACUUGAUUAAUCUAUCCCAUGAGCCUCCAGUACAAGACUUCAUUAGUGCUGUUCACAGAAAUUCAGCAGCCAGUGGUCUCUUCAUCCAGGCCAUUCAAUCACGGUGUGAGAAUCUUGCAGCUCCUACGAUUCUGAAGAAGACUUUACAGUGCUUAGAGGGGAUACAUCUCAGCCAGUCUGGAGCAGUCUUGACAUUGUAUGUUGAUAAGCUUCUUUGUACUCCAUUCCGUGUGCUAGCUCGCAUGGUUGACACACUGGCUUGCCGUCGGGUAGAAAUGCUUUUGGCUGCAACUUUACAGAACAGCAUUACUCAGUUACCAGUUGAAGAACUGGAUAGAAUUCAGGAAUACCUUCAAAACAGUGGAUUAGCAACGAGACACCAAAGACUUUACUCACUCUUGGAUAGAUUUCGUCUUAUGGUGGCACCAGACACAACUAGUCCUUCACCUCUGGUUACCUUGCACCCACUAGAUGGAGAAGACCAACCAGGUUUAGAGAAUGUAAUUCUAGAUAAAGAGUGGUAUAUGUCACUAGUGAGGUCUCAGUGUUGCAUCAAGUCUGACUCAGCACUACUAGAAGGUGCAGAACUGUUAAACAGAAUUCCUCAGCCUGACCUGAACUCCUUCAUGAACAGCAAGGAAUUCAACCUGAGCUUGUUAGCACCUUGUUUAAGCCUUGGCAUGAGUGAAAUCUCAAGAGACCAGAAGAGUAGCCUUUUUGAAGCAGCUCGGAGAGUGACACUGGAUCACGUGUCUGCCACUGUAUUAAACCUUCCUGCCAGCCACCAGGUUUUCCAACCACUUUUGCCAACUGAGCCAUCGGCCUACUGGAAAAAACUAAACGAUAUCUUUGGCGAUGAGGUGAUGUAUCAGUCUGUGAUGAUGCUUUGUCGUGCGCUCGCUCAGUAUUUGUUGUUACUCUCAAAACUACCAACCAGUCUCCGUGUUCCUCCUGACAAAGAGGAUGACAUCCUGAGAUUUGUCGUGAUGUCAAUAGAGGCGUUAACAUGGCAUUUAAUACAUGACCGACUUCCAAUAAGUAUAGAUCUGCAAGCUGCUCUGGAUUGCUGCUGUCUGACUUUACAGCAGCCUAACCUCUGGAAUUUGCUGGCUUCUGCAGUUAAUGUGACAUAUGCUUGCUCCUUAAUUAAUUGCAUUAAGUUUAUCAUAGAAGCAGUUGCAGUUGAACCUGGAAAUCAACUUCUUAGUCCAGAAAGAAAGAAGAAUGCUUCAAAAGGCUUAAGUGAGAAUGAAGUUGAUUCAAACAUGCACAAAGUGAAACACAUUACUGCAGCUUGUGAAAUGAUAGCUGAGAUGGUGGAAUGUUUGCAGACUGUUCUGGCUUUGGGUCAUCAUAGAAACAGCAGUAUCCCAGCAUUUCUCACUCCUGUCCUCAAGAAUAUCAUCAUCAGUUUAGCAAGGCUGCCUCUAGUGAACAGUUACACAAGAGUGCCUCCCUUGGUCUGGAAAUUAGGCUGGUCGCCAAAGCCUGCAGGUGACUUUGGCACAGUUUUUCCUGAAAUCCCAGUAGAAUUUCUUCAAGAAAAAGAAAUCUUUAAAGAGUUCAUCUAUCGCAUUAAUACACUCGGAUGGAUCAGCCGUACCCAGUUUGAAGAGACUUGGGCGACUUUACUUGGUGUACUUGUAACUCAGCCUAUUGUAAUGGACCAAGAAGAGAACCAACAAGAGGAAGAUACAGAGAGGACCCAAAUUAAUGUUCUUGCAGUACAAGCCAUAACUUCCUUGGUGCUGAGUGCAAUGACAAUACCUGUUGCAGGCAAUCCAGCAGUCAGUUGUUUGGAACAGCAGCCUCGCAACAAAGCUUUAAAAGCUCUGGACACAAGGUUUGGGAGGAAGCUAAGUGUUAUCAGGGGAAUUGUUGAACAAGAAAUCCAAGCAAUGGUAUCUAAGAGAGAUAAUAUUGCUACUCAUCACUUAUAUCAAGCUUGGGACCCUGUUCCAUCACUUUCUCCUGUUAGCACAGGUGCUCUUAUCAGCCAUGAAAAACUCUUAUUGCAAAUCAAUACUGAACGAGAAAUAGGAGAUAUGGAUUAUAAACUGGGGCAGGUCUCUAUACAUUCCAUAUGGUUAGGAAAUAAUAUCACUCCAUUGAGAGAAGAAGAGUGGGGUGAGGAUGAGGAAGAUGAGAAUGAUGUACCUGUUCCUUCCUCACCACCGACCUCUCCUAUUAACACCAGGAAGCAUCGGGCUGGUGUAGAUAUACAUUCUUGUUCUCAGUUCUUACUUGAACUGUAUAGUCAGUGGAUAUUGCCAUCAAACCCUAACAAGAGAACGCCAGUCAUAUUGAUUAGUGAAGUUGUGCGAUCACUCCUGGCAGUAUCGGACUUAUUUACAGAAAGAAAUCAGUUUGAGAUGAUGUAUACAACGUUGACAGAAUUGCGAAAGGUGCAUCCAUCAGAAGAUGAGAUUCUUAUACAGUAUUUGAUACCAGCCACUUGUAAGGCUGCAGCUGUUCUUGGGAUGGAUAAAGCUGUGGCUGAACCAGUGAGUCGACUGCUGGAAUCUACCUUAAGAAGCACUCAUAUGCCAAGUCGAAUUGGGGCUCUGCAUGGAAUUCUUUACAUCCUUGAGUGUGACCUGCUCGAUGAGACAGCAAAGCAACUCAUUCCAAUCAUCUGCGAGUAUUUACUCUCCAAUUUGAGAGCAGUAGCACAUUGUGUGACUGUCCAUAACCAACAGCAUAUCUUAGUAAUGUGUGCAGCUGCAUUCUAUUUGAUAGAGAACUAUCCACUUGAUGUAGGACCUGAAUUCUCUGCAGGAAUUAUACAGAUGUGCGGAGUCAUGGUGUCUGGAAGCGAUGAAUCAACACCAUCCAUUAUUUACCAUUGUGUCCUGAGGGGAUUAGAACGACUCCUUCUUUCAGAGCAGCUUUCCAGGCUGGAUAGUGAAUCUCUAGUUAAACUGAGUGUUGACAGAGUGAAUGUGCAGAGCCCCCACAGAGCAAUGGCAGCUCUUGGGCUAAUGCUGACUUGCAUGUACACAGGAAAGGAAAAAGUCAGCCCCAGUCGUUCCACAGAUGCAAAUCCUGCAGCCCCCGACAGUGAGUCUGUGAUCGUGGCUAUGGAACGAGUAUCUGUUCUUUUUGAUAGGAUCAGGAAGGGAUUUCCUUUUGAAGCUAGAGUAGUGGCCCGAAUCCUUCCACAAUUCCUUGAUGAUUUUUUUCCUCCACAAGAUGUAAUGAAUAAAGUUAUUGGAGAAUUUCUAUCCAAUCAGCAGCCUUAUCCACAAUUUAUGGCAACAGUAGUUUAUAAGGUAUUCCAGACACUACAUACCACUGGACAGUCCUCAAUGGUCCGUGACUGGGUGAUGCUGUCUCUCUCUAAUUUCACACAAAGGACACCUGUGGCAAUGGCAGUGUGGAGUCUUUCCUGUUUUUUUGUCAGUGCUUCCACCAGUCAAUGGAUUUCAGCAAUUCUUCCACAUAUUAUCAGCAGAAUGGGAAAACUGGAGCAAGUGGAUGUUAACAUCUUCUGUUUGGUGGCCAUGGACUUUUACCGACAUCAGAUUGAUGAAGAAUUAGAUCGGAGGGCUUUUCAGUCAGUGUUUGAGGUGGUAGCAUCUCCAGGAACCCCAUAUCAUCGCCUCCUAACUUGUUUGCAAAAUGUCCACAAGGUCACAGCAUGUUGAAUGUCCUGAUGCAUAACGAAAUUGCAUGACUAGUGUUGGAAUCUGAUAUGAACUAUAGGAAAUGUGAGAUCGAGGAAGUAUCUGUGGUUGCAUUUGAGAUAAACAUGGACCUGCCACUUAUUUUUUUUCCAGGAGAAGUGUUCUGCAGCACUGGAAAUCACCUGAAAAAUCUAGCAGUUUUUUUUUGUUCUUGACACGAGGCUCCUGUGGAUGGAGUUGUCCAUGUUCUACAAGUGAUGUUUGGGACUAACUGAGAUAGAUUUACUAACUGUAAACUAUAAGCAAGUGCUACAUGCAAGGUAACUGGUAUUGCUCUUCUUCCUAACGUUCAGCUGAAGCCACUGUGUUUGCAGCUGGUAAGAAACUGACAGAAACACUCUGUUAUUGCAAGCUGCAUUCAUUAGAGAACUUCAUAGUUCUAUGUACGUGUAUAUACUGUUGUGUAGUACGAAAUAGAGAUUAUUGAAUUGUCUCUCCCAAACAAGGACAAGAAAAGAUGGCUUUCAUGAGUUUCACUUCCAGCAUGUAAUUCCUCUCCAGACUUUCUUAUAUCCUGUGGUGCACGUGUUGGUGGUAUCGGAGAUGUGGUGCACAUACGUAACCACACUUUUUUCUUUUUUUUUUCUCUCAGGAUUUAAAAUUUGAGUACAAUAUAUCAGUAGAAGAAAUUUUAACUUAAAUAUUUCUAUUUCUAUAUCAUGUACAGUAUGUAAAAUUGUAAUAUGUGUGAUGCAUGAGCUGUGCUGUAAUUCAAGGUGAACAGAAGCCACGCUACUGAAUGUCUUGACAUCUGUAUUGUCCUCAUUUUUCCUUGUGCUCAAAUUUAUGUUCUUUUUGAAAUUCCAUCUUAAUGUACAGAUUACAUCUUGUUUUGCAUUUCACUUUUUCUUAAAGCGCUUUAAAACUGGAAUAUGUUGAUUUAAUGUGUCUUGAGUGACUGUAUUAAGGAGGCAUUCUUGUGGUCCACUUGUAGCUUUUGAAUUCCUUUAUGUUGAGAUGUUAUGGUAAAAGAGAGGACUAGUUAUUUUGGAUCAGCCUUUUGUAUACUUAAGAAAUGGCUCUUAUCUGUUGCACAGCAUUUAAGAGACAAUAGUGCAAGCUCCCCAGUAGUCAAUAACCAUUUGACCUUUCCUAACUGAGACCAUGGAGUCAACUGGAUUCAAACCACUCUCACUUUGAACAAAUUUAUACUAGCAGUUGAGAAUCAGAAGGCUGCUGUGGUCUACUUUGGGACUGGCUAAGGUGUUAGAUUGCACAACGGCUUUUAUUACCUGUCAUACACGUAAUGCUUUAGACACACAGUACAAAUAUCAACAAUUUUAUAGCACUACACAAGGCCAGAUUUAGCUUUUACUUACCACCCAGGAAACCCCAUUGAUCUGUGAGUUGCCUGGGGAAAGCAUAGCAUUCAUCUUUCGUUAUAUUUGUUAUAAUUUUUUAAUUAUAGAAAAAUGAUAGCUGGGUUUUCAGUCACGUCCUAUAUUUAACCUCUCUUCAAUUCCUUAUCACACCUUUUGGUGACACUUGGAAAAAUGAGAUAGUGUUGUCAGGAGGAGCAUGUACUUGUAUGUAUUUCUGUAUAUAAUGUAUAUGUGGAAAUUAUACACGUGACAACAUUUAAUGUAUACAGAUAUGUAUAUUUGUAUUUAUUAAACCCAUGUAUUUAAACUAAUUCCAAUCUAGACCAAAAAUUGUUACUCCUGCCCAUAAAUUGAUUUAAAAGGAAUUGUCCACUGCUGUCACUUCCUCUUGAAAAGGCAAAACUGAUAAUAUGGGCAGUAGAAACAACUGUAGACAUUGCUGUAUUUAGCUCUCUACAGAUCUUACUAUCUAGAGCAAUUAUUUCUGCCCUUAGUUGGGUUACUCUUAUUUCUUGGGCCACAGCACUGUGGUGAUUUUUAAAAGAAGCUGAAUAGGAGUUCAGAAAAAGAUUUAAUAGAUACUGUUUGAAAGUUUUGAGUUGCAUUGGAAAUUACCUUAAUUCUGACAAGAGACUAAUUCAAGGCAGUGAGAUAUAAUGCCCUGUGCAUUCGUUAAGGGUAGUAUAGAUCACUCUUCCCUUUUGUAACCACCAAUAAUCGUUUUGUACUGUAAACCCACACACCAGUCAGUUUUUGUAUGAUAUAUAGUUUAAGUGAAGAUAUUUUUGUAAGCUAUUUUCCAAAUUUUAAAAUAGAUUUUAAUAUAUUUUUUAAGCAUCAGGUUAGUCAUAUUCUCACCAACAGUAUAUGUUGUGUUACAAACUGUUAAAUUCUUUGUAAUUUUAAGCUCCUCAUGAUUAACAGACUAGUUGGUUACUUUACCUUGGGAAAACAGGAGCUAGUCCCUUUAUGAAACUUUCCAAACCAACCAAUUUGGGACUUGGCAUAGAAUCUUUCCAACCACUGAAAGGAGUGUAUUGAACCAAGCAGUCAGCAUGGCUGGAUGAGAAGCAUUUGAUGUGACAAAGCCCCUUUUUCUCAAAUGACCUUUAAGCAAAUACUUGCAUUACCCAGUUCUAGGCAAGCUUUAGAGCUGAUGCAGUCAGUUUUACACUCAUAGAUUCACUGCUAGUAAUUACUCCAUCUGCUUGGACUUCUCUUGGAGAUUUGUCAUAGUAUAUAUAUACCUCCUGAAACAUGUUUCUGGAACUUCUAAAGAACAGCAGCUCCUUUUAGAAGUUCUCAGUGACCUGUAGGGAAUAAGGGCCCUCCUAGUAUGGAAACAGGCACACGAGUUGUGCUUCAAAUCUAAUAUGUCACCUGCAGCACAUUUUGCUAUCCUCUUCCUGUCCUUGCUUUCUCCAUUCUCCCUUCUUUUGGAGUGAAAUUGUUUUGAAAUCACUCCUUUCUGCUUGUAAUGACAAGAAUCAAGAUGUCUGUGGUGGGGACUGCAACAACAGAACAAAACAGCAGAACAGUGGUCACCAAGAAAAUCCUGAUAUUGAAUUUAAAGAAAAAAAAUGCAAAACAUUUAAAAUAAUUUAUUAUUGAAAGCAUUCAGAGUAUUUUGUAUUCAGAGUAUUUUCUAUUUAUGCAUUUUGCCAGUUGAAAUUGAAUGUGAGAGUAUUUAAAUCUUCUCUUGAGCAUAUACUCAGAUGUCAUUUCUUCCCUAAAGUAAGUGACUGUGCAGUACUCCUGCUUUGGUAGGAAUGCCUUCUCAGUACCAAGAAGUUUUGUUUCUUAAAAAAUAGGGCAUUCCUUAAGCAUUAAGUAAUGAUAGAACAGAUUUAGAUAAAUGAAGUGGGGAAUGAGUGGAAGCUUUCAGAUUAAAAGACAUUUAUCCAUACUUAAUAGAUUUACCUUAAGAGCGUUCUGUCUUACCGUUCUCCUUUAUAAAUGGCUGUUAACUUCUUAAAGCAGAUAAGGAGGUUGUGUCAGAAGCACUGCAAAGACAGUUCUCCAAGAGCAGCAGACGUAUUUUUUUGUCUUACACGUUGGUGGAGCUGUCAUACCUAAGCAUUUACGCUUCCUAAAUAAAAGAAAUUUUUAGAGUAUAAUGAGCAAUAAAUAUAGCAAUAAGCAGUCUCAUUAAAUUUGGUCAUUCAGAAUCUUACCCAGUGGUUGGAAGGGAUGAGGUGGGAGUAAAAGGUGUUGGUUCAAGUACAUUCACUGCAUAAAACAGACUUUUUCCAUGUACAAUCCCAAGUAAAAUUUGCACUAAUGAUAGAAAUAACUAUGUGACAAUGGUAAGUGCUUUGCUCUUUUAUUUUUAAAACAAUUCUGGUUACAGGGAUACAGAUGAUAAAAGUUAUAAAGGAGCAAAGUACUUCAGUACUUUAAUUUAGAUAGUUUCCUUAUUUUAAAGUUUAAAAAAAUAAAAAAAAAAAGAACAAGCUGCUGUAAGAACCAGAGUAAGCAAUGUAGCAAAAUUACUGGGAAGUUCAAUAUGCUACUCUUAUAUUGAGAUUUCAGGUGAACUCUUUGUGCAUGCUACUUUGAAGCGUCCACUGAAAAAUCUUGAGAAUCCCAUAGUCAUACCCAGGAGAGCUUCUGUAGUAUGCCAGGUUUUAGUUGUAUUCAUGUUGACUGGGUAUGAAUGCUGCAGAGCAUUUGUGAAGCAUGCGCUGCUUUCUGUCAUGUGCAUUUGUGUGAGCUUAUCAUUUCCCACCAGUCUGUGUACACAUACCAUCAAGUUGGGUCAACCUGACGAAGGACAAGGCAAAGGCAUGUGAUGUACAGCACCCUGUGCUGUUGUCUUAUAGAGCUUGAGGGCAGUGAUGAGCGAAAGCUUGGAGCCCCAACCCAAAGAACAAUUGUACUCAAAAUAAAAGGAAAGCAUAUAAUUUUAGAUGUCUGUUUAAGUUUAAAGAAAUGCUGAAAAUACUGCAAUUUGAAACUAAAAGAGAAAAUAAAAUACAACUAUUGCUGUAAGA